Messenger RNA from Vollenhovia emeryi, 3264 nucleotides. RefSeq names its product diphthine methyltransferase. The coding region runs from base 1495 to 2670 and encodes 391 amino acids. NCBI's taxonomy places the organism in Eukaryota, Metazoa, Arthropoda, Insecta, Hymenoptera, Formicidae. The record is from RefSeq and is a predicted model, not a curated record. Gene Ontology annotation, molecular function: protein binding. The transcript is spliced from 4 exons.
CAAUCAAUUACUGGCGUUAAAUAAUUCUUUACGUUAUUCCAAAUAUUCUUGAAGAAUAUUCUUAAAAUGUUCACAGACGUGUCUCGUGAUAUCUGGGUUAGCUAUUGAAUGUUCCUGAAUACCAAAAGAACUAACAAGUACAAAUAACUGUGUUCGUACACUUAAGCAAGUAUCCAAAUAUUUUCUACACACAUGUAUAUUUAGAGAGCGUUGCAGAGUUCAGCGAUAGAGCAGCCGGCGAUGAAACGAGAGAUUGUUCCGUUACCUCUAGCGUAUUAUGAGGAAUUUUGGGUGGACAGAUAUUGCAUUGUGAUUGAAACAAUAGUCAAACGUAAAUUAAUUCAAAGUGAUUUUGUAACGUUUUACCGUUGCGAUAAAUGAUAAGCUAAGGUGAUAAUUACUAUGUCAGAUUCUAAUGAAAUCUAACGAAACUGUAAGAUGUUUGUUGACCGUCUCAAUUAGGUAAUUGUUUCUUUUUUUAAUACACUAAUACAUGUAUGACUGAUAAUAUCAAGUGGAGGAAUCCGAGAUCUCUCUUACGUUAACAGACAUUUAAAAUACUGCCGGUAAACAGCGCUAUAAUCGUACCUGUACGAAGUUUUCUUAAGAAUUCUUAAGGAGAAUUAGGAAUUUAUGUCUCCUCGUCUCCGAUUUCUCUCUUAUUUGGUGACUUAAUAUAAUUUGUGAAAAUCGCCAGUGAGAACACUAGCGUCGAGCCAACGUCGAUGGGGUCGAAACCGCGACCCGACCGAUACUUUUCGAAAAUAAUUCAGCUUUGGAACGUAAUAUUUUUUUGCAUUAAAUUACUACGUUCAACGUUUUGAGCACUUUUGAGAUCUCAUUGGAGAGAACUGCCGAGUUAACUUAUUCAAUGCAGAAAAUGACGGUUGGGUGGACGAUGGUUUCGACCCCAUUGGCGUCGAUUCGACGCUGCUCCGACUUCAGUGUUUUCACUGGGUCGUGAUACGUUUACAGCCUUAACUCAUAUGUAGUAUAUACAAAGCAAUUAUAGUACAAAUGAGAUAAUACAAACAGUACAAAUAUGACAACAAGAUAGUCACUAUUUCUAAUUAUAUAAACAAUAAUAAUUUUGUACAAGACGUUUGUAUAUAAUCUACCGUAUAGAUGUAAUUAUACAGCGUUGCUUAAAUUAUUAGCUUACUAUGUAAUGUUGCGCGGAGCCGUAAAUGUAUUAUAAGAGAAACGAAACCGGUAUAAAUAUGUUCCUACGUUUAAAUGCUGUGUAUAAUAUCUAUGGCGAAAUAAAUGUCUUUUUUAUUGAAAAAAAAGAGAGGAGAGUUGUGUGUUUAAGCGCCCAUUCUGUUUGAGCGACUCACAUCUUUCUUUCCGUUCGCGACUCGUAUCGGAUAUACUCUCGUCUCUUUUCCUUAGGCAAUCCUACGCUGUACAUUUAUUUUGCGAUCGGUACGCCGUUGUCAAUUCUUACACGCACGCAUAUACCGAUCAUUCGCCGACUAUAAUUGAGAGGAACAAAUGGCAGAGGGUGUGAUAAACGUGCGUACUCUGUCUACAUACAGCACGGUAUUUCCAGCAGACACAGUCGAGUGGUGCCCCACGGAGCCGUAUCGGCAUAUAUUAGCGUGCGGAACGUACGAAUUAGUCAAAGAUGAUCCCGAAACGUCCCCAUUUAAACGAGGGCAAAUCCUGCUGCUCCGCGUGACACGUGGUGGAGCGUUAGAGCAAUUGCAACAAGUGAGCACCACGGCGGUGUUGGAUAUGAAAUGGAUGCACGUGACGGACGACAAACAGAGUCGCGUGUUGCUCGCCGUAGCCGACUCCGUCGGAUACCUGCAACUCUACGAGCUGAUGGAGAACCCGUCGAGUGGAAAGAUGCAACUGGAGUUUUUCAUUAAAUUAAGAGUCGGCGACGACGAGGCCGUCAUGGCGUUAUCUCUGGAUUGUUCCCACGAGAAAUACGCCGUCGCGAGAGACGGACCCGCCGUUAACAUGCGCGUCCUCGUGAGCGACAGCGCCGGGCAGGUCUCUCAGUUUACGUGGCUCGAGUCGGGCUCUCUGAUAAAGGACUUCACCUGCCUCGCGCACAAGUUUGAAGCGUGGAUCGCCGCCUACGAUUAUCACGACCCAUGCAUUUUUUAUUCCGGGGGCGACGAUUAUAAAUUCGUAGGCUUCGAUACCAGGGUAGGAUGUAGUCGUCACACGUUCGAAAAUAACGACCACACUGCCGGUGUCACCAGCAUCCACAGUAACGCCGAUAAACCAUUCUUACUCGCAACCGGAAGUUACGACGAGAACCUGAGGUUGUGGGACACGAGGAAUUUCAAGCAACCGACAUCGAAGAUCAGCCUCGGCGGUGGAGUCUGGCGCUUGAAGUGGGACCCGUUCAGUCACAGAUACCUGCUCGCCGCAUGCAUGCACGAUGGUUUCAAGAUCGUUAAUCACGACAUUAUAACGUCGGUCGUUGCCGAUUACAAAGACCACGAGAAGCUAGCGUACGGCUGCGACUGGUCAUUCCUGACGCAGACGGACGUUUCAAGUUUAGACAUCGACGGAGACACCUUGAUGACCACUUGCUCCUACGAGGAUCAUACCCUCAAGAUAUCCGUGGUUGACUUCUGGCCGGACAAAUACACUUCCGACAAUUACUGCCUGGACGCUACUAAAUCCUCCUCCGAUUGCACGUGCUAUUAACGAUUUGCGAUUUGAGAAAACUGAAAUGGACACGGUUCACAAUUUGUACAAUACGCUUAUAUAUGCGCUACAAAGGCUUCAGCGAUUCGAUAUUUAUAUUAGAAUAAUAACGUAAUUUGCAUAGCAAGUGGUAGGUUGCGAUAAUUUUAAUAGACCUCUUUUUACAGAUUUUGUUUAACCCUUCGUGGCCCAAUUUGAAGAAAUGUGUAUUUUUUAAAGCGACACACAUUUAUUAUGCGCGCAAAUGCCUAUAAGUAACUAUCAGUUAUACAAAAACGUAAAGAUAAUUGAUUGCUGUAUCUCGCGUUUUGCAAAAUAAUGCAAACAUUCAAUUGUGCACUUUGCGAUCACAAAAAAACAUGACAAUGAUUUUCACAGCAAAACCACUGGGACGCAGAGAGUUAAUUAAUAAUUCUGUAAUUUCUUCGUAAGGCGAACUAAUCGAGCAAGUAAGUUUCUUCAAAUGAUACUCGGUUAAUUUUGAAUGUAUUUACGUUUUUUGAAACUUAUAGUUACCGACUUCCCUUACUGGGAUAACAACAGUGAAACAAUACUGUUCUCUGAAAUACGUGGAAUUACAGGAUCAGAGAUCGA